Molecule: messenger RNA, 1349 nt
Organism: Paramuricea clavata
Lineage: Eukaryota; Metazoa; Cnidaria; Anthozoa; Malacalcyonacea; Plexauridae
Source: the annotation of a GenBank genome assembly
GCCGAAGCUCAGACUAACUCGACGUGUAAAAUGGUUCCUUUCUGAAAUGUAUCUCGUUUAAAAUGGCUCGUGCCUUAGCGACUGACCCGAUCAAUGAACUUGAAGAAAAUCUACAAUGUAAUGUAUGUCUGGAAGUACUAACAGACCCCAGAACCCUUCCUUGUUGCCAUUCGUUCUGUAAAGAUUGUUUGGAAGACGUUGUGGAAACAUUGCGUGGCAAAGCACCUCGCGGUCGACCUAUUCGAGAAUUUCCAUGUCCAAAUUGUCGUGCAACGUUUAUACUCGAUCCCGACAAACAUGUCGCCGACAUGCCACGGAACCAUUUCAUCUGUAACAUGGUAAAAGCGACGGCCGUACUCGAUCGUGGAAUCGGUGUUCCUUGCUCACAUAAUUGUAUUCAAAGCUACUCGGUCGCUCGUUGCGUCACCUGUGAAAAAUUCCUGUGUCGAGAAUGUCUGACAGGCCACGACAAUUAUCGAGGCAACAACGGUCAUUCUGUUCUAACGAUGGAAGAGUUAUCGAAGCCAGAGAAUCGCAAGAAAAUCAACGACAAAAUGUAUUGCAAUGAACAUUCGGGCAAGAAAUUGAAAGUUUACUGCGAAACCUGCGACCAACUGAUUUGCAGGGACUGCAUGGAUUUUAAACACGUCAAGCAAGGUCAUUCGUGUGUUCUCGUCAAGGAUGUAGCGAACAACUAUAAGGAACUUCUUGCUUCAAAUGGCAAAGCAAUGGAAGACGCUUUAACUGAAGGCAAUGCAUUUCUCAAAAGAUUAACGCUGACGACACAACAACUUGAUCGCGAUGCUGAAAAUGCCAAAAAUAAAAUUGCACAAAGAAAAGCAUUCGUGGCGAAGAAAGUCAUUGAAAUGUUGGAUCAAAAAGCCGAAAGUCUUUGUAAAAAAGUUGAUGAAAUUCACAAAGGCAAACGAGCCAAUUUGGACAGACAGGCAGAAGAAGCAAAGUUACAUGUAGAGAAUAUAAAAACGUCUGUUCAACUUUCAAAAAAAUUGGUCGACCAAGGCACAGAAGAAGAAAUAAUUUCCUCUCAGAAAAUGAUGCUGGAUAACGCAAAUAAUCUCCUAACAAAUCGCGAAGAGUAUUUCAAAGCACCUAUACCCGUUGCAAAAUUGAACUACACUUCCUCUACUAGCAAAGAACCAAUAAACGAAGAGAUUUUGAGAGGACUGGCAAACAGUUUAGGAGAGGUGAAUGAAGAGAGGGAAGAUAUAGUAGGUAAUGAUAUGGAGGGCGAUGGGGACUGGGGCCCAAAAGGGAGAGUGCAAAAGGAUCUGAUUUACGAAAUUUUAAAGAAAUGUGUUAUGUUCCUAUAUAGACAGAUACUAGGAUAG